Messenger RNA from Microthlaspi erraticum, 276 nucleotides. The record is from the annotation of a GenBank genome assembly. NCBI's taxonomy places the organism in Eukaryota, Viridiplantae, Streptophyta, Magnoliopsida, Brassicales, Brassicaceae.
AUGGUGAGCAGAGGAUGUAAGCCUGAUAGUGAGUGUUACUUCACUCUGAUCUAUUACUUGUGUAAAGGUGGAGACUUUGAGACGGCGUUGAGUGUUUGUAAAGAGAGUAUGGAGAAGAAUUGGGUUCCGAGUUUUGGGAUCAUGAAGUCUCUUGUGAAUGGAUUAGCUAAAGCUUCCAAGGUUGAAGAAGCUAAAGAGCUUAUCAAGCAGGUUAAAGAGAAGUUCAGUAGAAAUGUUGAGUUGUGGAAUGAAGUUGAAGCUGCAUUGCCUCAAUAA